Molecule: messenger RNA, 1001 nt
Organism: Linum tenue
Lineage: Eukaryota; Viridiplantae; Streptophyta; Magnoliopsida; Malpighiales; Linaceae
Source: the annotation of a GenBank genome assembly
CAAGUGAAGACCGCUGCCUGGCCGAAGCUUCCUCCUCCGCCGCCGCAGUCGCAGAUCUCGUGCGGCGGCGCUGUGUAUGACGGCGUCCGAGGCGGAAGUGGUGCAGCUUGGUCGCCGGCGCCCUCUCUCUCUCUCUCUUUCUCUCACUACCUUUCCUCUUUUUCUAUUGGGCCCUCUGUUUCACCGGUGCCUCCUGCAAAUCCAGCAGAAGCUUGACUGUUUCCCCCAUUUAUUAUUAAACCCUCCCUUCUCCUUCCUCUGCUACCUCUCCUUUCCCACCACAGACUCUCUUUCCCUCCCCAAACUCUGUUCUUUUCCCCACUUUUAUCAAUGGCUACCCUGUCCGUCGGAGACCCGGAUUCCUGGCUUCCACACAAGCCCGAGUUCACCUUCCCCUCCGAGUUCCCCUACGACUUCGACUCGUCCCCUGACUCUGACACCUUCUACGACGAGGACGACUUCUUCGCCGGGUUGACUCGCCGCCUCACCCAGCAACUCACCUUCAAGUCACCGGAGAACCGGGUUGUGGUCGGGUCGCCCGAGUCCACGCUCAACGGGUUGGGCAGCAUGUCGGUUUCCAGCAACGGCAGCCCCAACGGCGCCUUGUCUCCUACAACUACUCCGGCUCCAAUUGGUGCUAAGAACGACGCGUGGGAUCUGAUUUACGCCGCUGCAGGGCAAGUGGCGAGGCUGAAGAUGUCUCAAAGGAUUCCAUCUGGGUCGGUUUACUCCCUCGGCCAUAAUACCCCUCAGAUUCAGCAGUUGAGGCUAGAACAGGGGGCUCCGAAGGGACAGUGGCCUUCUGUCUGGGAGAGGCAACAACAACAACAACAAGUGAAGACCGCUGCCUGGCCGAAGCUUCCUCCUCCGCCGCCGCAGUCGCAGAUCUCGUGCGGCGGCGCUGUGUAUGACGGCGUCCGAGGCGGAAGUGGUGCAGCUUGGUCGCCGGCGCCGGCCAGAGGAAAUAAAAAUUUUAUUUUUUAAUAAUUUUGAAAAUGAGG